Necator americanus (New World hookworm) is the source of this 6327-nucleotide messenger RNA. RefSeq lists its product as uncharacterized. The record is from RefSeq and is a predicted model, not a curated record. NCBI's taxonomy places the organism in Eukaryota, Metazoa, Nematoda, Chromadorea, Rhabditida, Ancylostomatidae. The transcript has 59 exons. Bases 1 to 6327 code for a protein of 2108 amino acids.
AUGCGGUCGUUGUUGUUGCUUAUUCUACUUCAGAGCAUAGGAUUAAGCCAAGCAAAUAGAUGGAGUGAUGUGUUCUCCUCGUUCGUGUCAAGACCUGAACAUGAAUCAUUGCCGAACUACUACGGUGACAUCCCUGCUGUCUCUAUCCAUAAUCGAGUGAAGCGUGCCAUUUAUGCAACUCUCGGAUUCACAUCUGAAUGCGAAGCUGGAUGGACAGGGCAGUACUGCGAAAACCCAAUAUGCACACAGCCUGGCAAACUACCAACGAGCACUUUUAAUUAUCAAUUCAUUGACCUACUCAACUUACCAUCCGGAUGCACUGGAAAGUAUUAUGUUCCCAUUGAUAGCAACUCUCCAGUGAUUACCGUUGAAGUGAAUGCAGCCGGGAAAGCAAUAGUAAAUCUGACAGAUUCAAGUGGAAAAGUAUGGCCAAAUGAGGGUAUUGUAAGUGAAGGACACACGCUCACUCGAUACAUCAACAUCCCUCCAGGACCAUAUCAACUUACCAUUGAUAACGGUGGCGUACCUACUAGUAACUGCUUGGUUGAGAUUACUUCCUAUACUGGAGUGUCCAUAGUGCAAGCUUUCUCGCAAUCACCACAAAGCGAUACGGCCCCGUACUCUGAGUCAUCCAUCGAAGGCCUACCGAUGUAUUUCAUUUCGCAUAUCAACAAUUUGACAUCGCCUGGAGAUGUGCGUUCGGUGACAAUUCGUACGCAGAAUUCGAUCCAACCUGUCUAUAGAUCACUAUUGACAAAGCGUUUCGGAUGCGUCUUUGAGUACUACGCUGGCCAGUUCAUUUGUAGCCGAACGAAUAGAUAUGUUUACCAUGUUGAUGGCGUUGAUUCCCUUGGUUACGCUUACAGAAGAACAGGAACGUUUUCAUGUCUGCAACAAAUCACAACUACUGUUGCUCCAACUACACCGAAAACUGAGGUAUUCUGCGAGAAUGGUGGUACUCCUCUUCACCAAGGCACCGUCAACGCUGCAUGCUUCUGUCCAGAAUUGUUCACAGGAAAAUUCUGUAACCAGGUGAAUUGCAUGAACGGUGGUACACCACUUCCAGGAAAUCUCCAAUGCCAGUGUCCACCUGGAUUUGAAGGCAUAAACUGCGAGUCUGUUUCUUGCACGGUUAAUUGGGGACCCAUGAUGACUGACUACAAAACUCUUGUGGUCGUGCUCAGAACAACAACAUCAAUGUCUAAGUAUACGUGGCAAGUCCUGAAUGCAAUCACUGCCGAGGUGAAGUUCAACGACGGAAAGUACGAUGUCUACAACAACUAUAUUUUGGUGCAGUUCGCCAACGGAAAAUACGACACGAACUUCUACACCAGGGACUUCUUCCAGAAAUUCCUUGAUGACAUUAUGGCAGCCACAUCCUCCCCGAUUGUAGGAGGAUGUGAGGAGGUCACUUUCAGCGCAAUAUCGAGCGCUUUUGCUCAGCCAAUCAAUCCUAAAUCUGCUAUCUACGUCUUCACUGAUGCGAUAGCUUCGGAUGCUGAUCAAUGGAGAACAGUGUCAGAAUCAAAUACUAGACGAAAGUUACCUAUAUAUACCAUGAUCCUUCCGAAUGAUAACUGCACCGUGAACCAGUACUCGGAUGGUUACAGAGCACUGCGACGAGCUUCUGAGUUUAGUGGUGGUCUUACUCAGCUCCCGACUAUAUACUCCCUCCAGCAGAUAUUCCAAUACACAAUGAAAGCAACGUCUUACAAGAUGAACCCUGUUUUGACUGAUGAUAUGGAUAAAUGUGACACUAAAGGCUCCCGAAUAUUCUUCGUCGACUCCUCUGCUGAUUCCAUAAUAAUCUUUGCUGUUGGACAAAAUCUCAUUCUUUCUGUCACUGACCCCAAUUGGGACAGAUCGGCAGCUAUGCUUAUCUAUAGUUCUGGGACAUCAUACUUUUGGGAGGUGACCAAUGUGAUUCCUGGAGAGUAUUUGUUGUCGUUGACCUCUCAAAACCCUCAAACGUCGUGUUCUUACCGUGUCAUGUCACGCUCGGAAUACGAUCUUUUCCUGGGCACCGCUAACGUAAUUGAUGAGGAUGCAAGCGAUAGUGAACCGGUCGUUGGAAAAGCCAAGCAUAUCGUUGCUCAACUCAAUGGAUUGGUUAACGCAGUCCAGGAUCGUUUCCGUCUUUUCGCUGAAAUCACGAUCACUACCAAUAUCAACAAUGAGAAUCAAGCUCGCAAGCCAAUGUAUUAUUCGAAUGGAAAAUAUCGUGAUGACUGCGGAUAUCAUCUCUAUUUUGGGGUAGCCAACUUCUGCCAAUUCCCUGACCAGCAAUUCUACGCUACGGUAUACGCAGAUGAUAACAAUGGCUAUACCAUUCAACGAACAACUACCGGAUAUUGUUCAGCGACCGAAACCACACCCGCACCACCUUCGAUCUGUCAAAAUGGAGGCGUUCCAGAUCCGACGAACAACAGUUCAUGCAUAUGCCCUCCUAGCUACUCUGGAGCACAUUGUGAGAGUGCCAUCUGCCAAAAUGGUGGAACAAGUCUCGGACCGUUAUGCGAAUGUGUGCCUGGAACAGGCGGAUUUUUCUGCGAACUGAUGGCUUGUACGAACACGAACACCAGGCCACAUGUAUCGUUUGAUGGGAAAUCCAUGUCUUUUGUUUUGUCGGCUCGACCAACUAUGCAACAAGCAGUUUCAUCCAUUGCUAACAGAAUUAUCGACUUUGUUCGAGAUGUGCAAGAUUCCUCUUCUCAAUGGAUUAGUACAUGGAAUCUUAUUGUUGUCAAUAACGUGGAUCCUUCAUUGGUUUACACCGGAUCAAAUCCGAAUGAUUUUGUGAGCAGUGUCCAGAAUGUUGCACAAAACCUUAACAAUUGGAUUACUCCGAAUCCUACUAACUGUUCUGUGGCUAUCGAGGCGGGACUGUUGUUGGCAACCUACUAUUCUGAGCCACGAUCGUCCGUGUACCUCUUUGCAGAUUCUGACGGAGGCGAUGAUGAGACCUACGUGACUCUGUUCUCGCAUGCUACUGAGUACCAAAUCUCGCUGAAUCUGAUCGGUGUGGGGAACUCAAUAUGUACAACUCCGGAUAACAAUGGCCAGUUCCCUAUGUACCUGCAGAGCCUCUCGGCAAUGACAUCCGGAUUUGUGUACAUGACCACGCAGGUCUCCCAGAUGCUACCAUUUAUCGUCUCCACAUACAAGUCUGGCAUAGCCUCACGAGUUUAUUAUGAUGACUGUACAAACGUCACUUACUAUGUACCCAUCGAUGCAUCCACCGAAUCUUUCACUAUUGCUGUCAGCGCCCAGAACCUUUCAAGUGUUACUGUAACUCUACCUGAUGGCACCCCAGGAUUGCAUAACCUACUUUCCGUGCCAAUGAUUGAUGAUGCAGAAUUGAACAUCCAGCAAUUUAUUCAGGCAUGCGACGGUUACCAGUGGAAUUACCAGGAACAAUAUUGCUACAGAUUCCCUGCUGAUAAGUUUACAUGGUUGAAAGCAAAUCAAUUCUGUCACAGCAUUGGAGGAUACAUGGCUGACGUCCACAGUCAAGAAAAGGAUGAUUACAUCAAAAAACAAACUUCUGGAGCUUCAGCCUGGAUUGGUCUAAUGAAAAACAACAAUAACUGGGUCUGGGAUGUCCCUGAUGGAAACAGCUACCAAAGCAUUGGAAACUACACCAAUUGGGCACCUGGUGUCGAUCCUAAUAAUACGCCAUAUUCUUGCGUGAUCUCGGAUCAAAACGGACAGUGGGUUCCAACAGAUUGCAAUCAGCAGAACUAUGCUGUUUGCCAGAAAUACCGGUACGGGCAAGGAUUGACUCCUGGGAACAGUACAAAUAUGGUGCCAGCUGGUCUCUGGAAGAUUCAGCUUCAAACCACUAAAGGAUCCUGCAAAGCUCACGUGCGAGCACAAUCUGAUAUUCAGGUAUUCUUCGGCUUCACAGCUCAAGCAAAUGGAGACUUCCCGGAGCUGUAUGCUAACUCAUUGUCUCAAAACAACUACCUAGUUGCUGAUACUGUUGGUCUAUCACCCUUCCAUUAUGAUGUACUCCCAUCCUUAGAAGGUCGGCUCAAUUAUGCGAUACUUGGAUAUGAUUACAAUAUGACUACACCGCUCACGAUGAUGGACAGAUGGCAGUGCGGUUAUCCACAAGCGUCAAAUCCAUUUUCUUGCCCACAAAAAGGAUCAUUCACGGACUUUUUCAUUAGGUUUUCUGGAAUCGAUCAAUAUGGAUACACUUUCGAACGUUUUGCAAAUGCUCUAUGCACCAAAUCUGGAGUGAACUGUAAGAAUGGAUUCGCUACUAAUGGAAAGUGCGUAUGCUAUCCGGGAUACACGGGAACUAAUUGUGAAACUCCAAUUUGCCAGAAUUACGGUAACGAGCAAGGAGGAUCAUGUAAUUGUUUGGCGUCUUACACAGGGACAUUUUGCGAGCAAGCAGUUUGCGAACCGCCCUAUAAAACGACUUUCACCGAUGUUGGUCGAACAUUCGUUAUAAUGCUUGAAACAUCGUACAAUAUGGGUGCCACAAUAUUCCAAAUGAAGAGAAAUCUCAAAAAAGCAUUUGACAAAAUCAACAACGAUCCUACAACUAAAGGAUGGUUCUCCAAGUUUAUACUUUAUCCAUUCGACUCAGUUUCGAAUCAAAAAUACUGGUACCCACCAGUUAUAUCAUCUAAUUCGGACGAUAUCGUUGCGGCAGUGGCCAACAUCACUACAAUGGCGUGUCCAGGACCAAAUGAUUGUUCACCGUACUGUGCGAGACCAAUUAUGGAGACGCUAAAGACUGUGCUAGCUUUGCCUGACGUUGUCGUGCCCAAUUCAGUCAUUCUGGUUGUCAGUCGUUCCUCACCUGAAGACUAUACUCUGGUUAAUAGCAUGGUUCAGCAAUUGAUAGAUAGCAAAGCUCAGAUCAACUUUAUCCUUCCCGCUGUCGCGUCACCAUGUGGUGAAGGAUGGAACACUCCAGCAUCAAAUGCGAUGUAUACAGCGACAAGUUAUGGCGAUGGAGAUAUAUUUGUUAUGUCCCCAACUGAUUUCACCUCAAACUUCCUCCAACAGUAUAUUCCAUCAUUAUACCGAACAGGCAAUCUUGAAGCCGGCGGUUCAACAAACUGUACUUACCAGGAAUAUUUAUUCCAGGUUGAACACAGUAUGUAUGAGUUUACUAUUGAUUACUAUCAUCCCAUUGUGAAUCCACCAGUUGUUGUCACACUGACGGAUCCAGCAGGUGACACUAUCAAUUUUCCACCUAACCUUAUCUCGAGUGACAGCAACUAUCUUGGAGUCGUGCAGGUGAAUGACACUGGUGCAGUUCGAUCCGGCACUUAUCGUUUAACUAUGUCUGGAGCUGGUGGUCAAUACUGCCAAAUGUACAUUAGAGGCCGUUCGGCCAUAGAGAUCUAUCCGGCUUAUGUCCGCACUUCUGACGACAGCUAUGGCGGUGCUACUAACGAUAAAGCACAUUUUGCCCCAGUGAUGGGCGAAAACAACACGAUAGUAGUACACGCGGACGGAUUGGUUAAUGGCUUGCUCACCUAUGUCCAGGUGGUUGUACCUGGUGUUGGACUUCUGCAUACUUCCACGCUUGUUCGAAGAGAUAGUCGCUGUAGUUACGAGUACUACGCUCCUGUUCCUUUCGUUUGCUCCUAUGAGCAAUUCCUUGUCAUCGUUUACGGCCGAGACCCUCUGGGUGCUACAAUUCGACGUAAUUUCAUCACAAAUUGUGUUUCAAAUCGUCCCGAUCUUCCACCGCCUCCUGCAACUUGUGAUUUGAGCGCGGUACAACAGGACACACUUUUCGUCGUGGACGCUUCAUUGCAGAACUCAAACUCUGAGGCUAAUUUCAAGAAUCUUCGAUCUUUUACCAUCCAAACACAACUUCCAUACAAGUUCUCACCUGGUUAUGCUCAAGUGGCGGCUAUGACGUUGGCUGAUACGGCUCAAGGCGGUUUCUCAUACAACGCUCCAGAACAUAGCUUUGACAAUGUUCAGAUGUUGCUCAGUAAUUUGACGUUCCUAGGUCGUCCCGGACAAAGCGUCACAAGUGCAAUGCAACUUGCAAUAAGCUCAUAUGGAAGCGCUAAUCAAGGAUAUCGGCCUUCCGCUCAACACAUAUUGAUAUACGUUACUAGUACCAACCCGACCGACGAUGAUCCAGGCAGCCUAGUUUUCUCGAUCAGGCGACAAGGCUUGUACCAAAUUGCUGUGAUUACAGUAGGAAUCACUCCUUCAGAAAAACUUCUUUCUAUAGUAGGAAAAAACUGUUUAUACCAAGCAGCGGACAUUGAUGACCUCAUGUCAAAUGGAAUAAAUUUCGUGCAAGGACUAUCAUGCGCGAAUGUUCCUCUAUGUGGAUAUUAG